AUGAUGAAGACCUGUCUUCUGGCGGCAGUGCUAGGCACUGCUGUUAAUUUUGUCUAUGGAUCUACGUUCAGCCCAGUGAGACCUCCGGCGAUACCUUUAGCAGUCAAAUCACCAUACAUGAAUACAUGGUUGGAGUCUGGAAGUGUUGGUGGCAGUGGAGGUAUUCUCCCGGGCUAUUGGCCUCGAUUUUGGGCGGGACCUCAACCUGAUAAUUCGGUUGCUGGCGGUGCUGGUUCUGUGACAGGUUGGGCUGGUCUCAUCAAAGUGGACGGCACGACUUACACUUGGAUGGGUGCUGCAGGCGUCAAUGGCGUCGUGCCACCAAGUGUUACACAAGAUCAUAUGGAGUAUACCUCCAGCAGAUCCACAUUUUUAAUGAAUGUAGCUGGAAAAGUUUCCAUGAAUGUAACAUUUCUAUCUCCGCUCACACCAGAUGAUAUUCGACGACAAUCAGUUAUCGGUUCAUAUCUUUAUGUUUCCGUGAAAGCAUUGGAUGGUGCUACUCAUGCUGUUGAGCUAUAUUGUGACACAUCUGCUGAAUGGACUUCCAUUCACAAGACGGAUACCGCACAAUGGAAUUACACAGUCGACAAUGGCAUCGCUUCCCACAGAAGUUGGAGACAAACUCAGAGCGAAUUUAACGCAGAUUAUGCCGAUGAUCAAGCUCACUGGGGAUCCUGGCUCUGGUCUACUAAAGCUGUCGCUGGCAUGACAUUUCAAUCAGGGCAUGACGUCGUAGUUCGACAAAAUUUCCUCAGUAACGGUUCUCUUCCAAAUACUCAGGAUACAGUUUACAGAGCAAUCCAAGAUGCUUGGCCGGUGUUCGCAUUUUCCAAUAACCUCGGAAAUGUUGGAAGCACUCCUGUCGAUACCCUUUACACCAUUGUUCAUGCUCAACAAAAUGCAAUAUAUUUUCUUGGAGAUGGUGGACUGAGGUCUGUUCCAUCUUUAUGGACAAGUUACUGGAAUUCGGAUAUAUCUUUGGUCUCCGAUUUCUAUAAUGACUGGGUAAACAAAUGGGGUGUCUGGGAUCACAAAUUUGCCGUCGAUUCGCUUGCAGCCGGAGGUCAGGAUUACUUGACCAUUACUUCGCUUUCGGCUCGUCAAGCUUUUGGAGCUGUUCAACUCUGCGGAACUCCAGACAAACCAUACUAUUUUCUCAAAGAGAUAAGUUCUGAUGGCAAUACUCAAACCGUCGAUGUCAUCUUCCCGGCCAUGCCUAUCUUCCUCUACUCAAACCCUGUUCUCCUAAAGUAUCUUCUCGACCCGCUUUAUGAGAAUCAAGAAGCUGGCCACUUCCCUCAAGAAUAUGCUAUUCAUGAUCUUGGCUCUAACUAUCCCCGUGCUGUUGGGCAUCCAACUGGUGAUGGAGAACCCAUGCCUCUUGAAGAAUGUGGAAAUAUGAUUAUAAUGACUCUCGCAUACUCUCAGCACGCUUCUGAUACGGCAUACCUAACGCAACACUACACUUUACUAAAGCAAUGGACUACUUUCCUCAUCGCUGAAGCCCUUGUCCCAGCAAAUCAACUUUCGACCGAUGAUUUCCAAGGUACUCUCGCAAACCAAACCAAUCUAGCUCUCAAAGGCAUCAUUGCCAUUGAAGCUAUGUCGGUGAUCGCGAAUCUCACUGGAAACUUAGGUGAUGCGUCAAACUAUGACAACAUCGCACACAGUUAUUUCACGCAAUGGGAGAAAAUGGCAAUCGUUCCGGCAACUGCAUCUGUUCCGGCACAUACCAAACUGGCCUACCAAGAUUCCACUGGUCACGGUCUUCUGUACAAUCUUUACGCGGACACCCUCUUGAAACUCAAUUUCGUCCCCAAGAGAAUCUACGAUAUGCAGAGCGCAUAUUAUCCAACCGUUGCUAAUGUAUACGGUGUCCAACUUGACUCCAGAAAUGUUUGCACCAAAUCCGACUGGGAAAUGUGGGCAGCAGCCAUUUCCUCUCCCUCCACAAAAUCCAUGUUCAUUUCCAAGCUCGCAACAUGGAUCGGUGUCACACCCACCGACCGUGCCUUCACCGAUCUUUACAAUACUCAAACGGCAGAUUGGUGGUCUGGCCCCUUCAUCGCCCGUCCAGUCGUUGGCGGCCACUUCGCUCUUCUUGCAAUCGAUGGCUCACCCGCUACAAUACCUGAGUGA
Sclerotinia borealis F-4128 is the source of this 2142-nucleotide messenger RNA. The record is from the annotation of a GenBank genome assembly. NCBI's taxonomy places the organism in Eukaryota, Fungi, Ascomycota, Leotiomycetes, Helotiales, Sclerotiniaceae.